Gossypium raimondii (Peruvian cotton) is the source of this 1060-nucleotide messenger RNA. RefSeq lists its product as uncharacterized. The record is from RefSeq and is a predicted model, not a curated record. Gene Ontology annotation, cellular component: BRISC complex; BRCA1-A complex. Bases 52 to 870 code for a protein of 272 amino acids. Gene Ontology annotation, biological process: positive regulation of DNA repair. The transcript is spliced from 3 exons. NCBI's taxonomy places the organism in Eukaryota, Viridiplantae, Streptophyta, Magnoliopsida, Malvales, Malvaceae.
ACCUUCCUCCCCCCCCCUCUCUCUCUCUCUCUACCUUUUGUUUGGUUGCGAAUGUCUUCCUCUUCUCUCCCGAAGGAAGGAAAUCGGGGACAAAUGAAUAUGGAAGGAAUCGAAGGCGACGCCACGGUGGGAGGAGCAGGGCGUUACAUAUUGAAUCCGACGCGAAUAAACAGCGAGGACAUAAUAUUUUGCGUUGAUGUGGACGCAGAGUCGCUUGUUGAAAUGAAAACAGCGGGAGUCACCAGAUUGGAUUCCAUAAAGCAAGCUAUCCUUCUCUUUGUCAAUUCCAAGCUCUCUAUCAACCCCGACCACCGCUUCGCUUUCGCCACUCUCUCCAAAACCGCCUCUUGGCUUAGAAAAGAGUUUAGUAGUGAUGUUGAGUCUACCAUUGCUGCUGUUCGAGCACUCUCGGCUACCACUGUCUCUACUGGGCAAGCAGACCUCACCAAUUUAUUCCGCUUAGCUGCUCAUGAAGCCAAGAAAUCUCGUGCCCAGAACCGCAUUUUAAGAGUGAUUCUUAUAUACUGCAGAUCAUCAAUACGACCCCAUCAUCAAUGGCCUGUAAACCAGAAGCUCUUCACUCUGGAUGUGAUGUACCUCCAUGACAAGCCUGGACCUGAUAAUUGUCCCCAGGCAGUUUACGAUGCACUGGUUGAUGCACUUGAACAUGUUAGCGAGUACGAAGGAUACAUCCAUGAGAGUGGACAUGGGCUACCUCGUACCCUCUUCCGCUUCAUGUCCAUGUUGUUGUCUCACCCUCAACAACGUUGCCCUCAAGAUGACUGUGAUAUUCCCAAGCCCCUUAUGAAGAAGUCAGCUGAAUCAGCAAAUGGUGAAGAUAAUAAUGUUCAUGUAUCCACCAGUCGGUGAGAACAUCGAGGACCAGAAAUUCAUGUGGCUUCAAUCAUUGGGUAACGUUAUCAUCAGUAUGGUUUCUGGAUGUGUACUGAAAUUAAGAUGUAUCUGCAAACAUUCUGUACAUAUCAAACAAACCUUUUCCUUUGUGUUUGUCAAACUGUUUCUUUUAUAUGAGAUGGAAUCUUUUCAUCAUUAGCUUUAA